Messenger RNA from Urocitellus parryii (Arctic ground squirrel), 585 nucleotides. The record is from RefSeq and is a predicted model, not a curated record. Lineage: Eukaryota; Metazoa; Chordata; Mammalia; Rodentia; Sciuridae.
AGCGCAGGGCCGGAAGCGACGGCGCGYUGUCUGCGGGGUUCGAUCGCUGAAGCGCACUAAGCGCAGAGCUGUCCGUCCCGCUCCUUCUGACAGCACCCAGUGGGACCGGCUGUCGCCAUGUCAUCUGUGAGUCCUAUCCAAAUCCCCAGCCGCCUCCCGCUGCUGCUGACCCACGAAGGCGUGCUGCUGCCCGGCUCCACUAUCCGCACCAGCGUGGACACGGCCCGCAACCUGCAGCUGGUGCGCAGCCGGCUGCUCAAGGGCACGUCGCUGCAGAGCACCAUCCUGGGUGUCAUCCCCAACACACCCGACCCCGCCAGCGACGCGCAAGACCUGCCUCCGCUGCACAGGAUUGGGACAGCUGCGCUGGCGGUUCAGGUUGUGGGCAGUAACUGGCCCAAGCCCCACUAUACGUUGCUGAUUACAGGCCUGUGCCGGUUCCAGAUUGUCCAGGUCUUAAAAGAGAAACCAUAUCCUGUUGCUGAAGUGGAACAGUUGGACCGGCUUGAGGAAUUUCCCAAUACCUGCAAAACCAGGGAGGAGCUGGGAGAACUCUCAGAACAGUUUUACAAAUAUGCAGUACAA